Messenger RNA from Morus notabilis, 936 nucleotides. Its product is annotated as glycine-rich protein DOT1. Lineage: Eukaryota; Viridiplantae; Streptophyta; Magnoliopsida; Rosales; Moraceae. The record is from RefSeq and is a predicted model, not a curated record. Bases 1 to 936 code for a protein of 311 amino acids. The transcript has a single exon.
AUGGCCAUGGCUAUGCAUAGAAUUUCUAGUGUUGUUUUCUUUGUAUUGUUGGGUUUAGCCAUUUCUACUUCUGCGUCAAGAGUUCUCUUCACUACUGAAGAGUCUCUUGACGGUGCUCUAACAGCUAGCUAUGGUGUAACUGAGCAUGGCGUAGGCCACGGUUAUGUUACUGCCACUGUUGGUGCUGGCGCUGGCUAUGGAAGUGGGGCUGGUCGAGGAGAAGGAGGCGGUGAGGGUUACGGAGCUGCUGGAGGACAUGGAGGCGGUGGCGGUGGCGGCAGUGGAGGCGGCGCUGGCGGUGGUGCUGGUGGCGCCGGGUAUGGAAGUGGGGGUGGAGAAGGAAGUGGUGCAGGGUAUGGCGGCAGCGGAGAAUAUGGAGCUGGACAUGGCGGCGGUGGAGGGGGAGGAAGUGGUGGUGGCGGCGGCGGCAGUGGUGCCGGAGGAAACCACGGUGGUAGUUAUGGGGGUGGUGAAGGAGGUGGUUCUGGUGGCGGAUAUGGAGCGGGAGGAGCCGCCGGCCACGGAGGAGGGGGCGGCGGGGGGGGGGGGGGGGGGGGGGGGGUGGUGGAGGAGGAGGUGGAGCCGGUGCUGGAGGAGGUGGUUAUGGUGGUGGUGAGGGUUCUGGUUCCGGUGGUGGGUAUGGAGCUGGAGGAGCUGCUGGCCAUGGAGGAGGUGGUGGUGGUGGAAGCGGCGGUGGCGGCGGAGGGGGAGCAGGCUCGGGUGCUGGAGGUGCGCAUGGAGGUGGUUAUGGCGGUGGUGAAGGAGCUGGCUCGGGCUAUGGUGGCGGAACUGGCGGCCACGGCGGGGGCGGGGGCGGUUCAGGUGGUGGUGGUGGCGGGGGUUAUGCGCCUUGAAGUGUGGCAGUUGCUCCCUUGUUUGAUGAUCAACGUCUCUACAAGGGCAACCUCUUCUUACCUAAAUUAUCUCCCAAAAUAA